Molecule: messenger RNA, 1139 nt
Organism: Cuscuta campestris
Lineage: Eukaryota; Viridiplantae; Streptophyta; Magnoliopsida; Solanales; Convolvulaceae
Source: the annotation of a GenBank genome assembly
AAUGGGAUAAUAAUAACAACCAAGAUGUUCCCAAAUUUGUUAUGAUCACAAAUUAAAAUUUUAUUAAGCAAACAAUGCAAAAAAUGAUUUCAUACCAAAAAUGAAAAUGCCUCUCUAUAAAUAUUCCAUUUCCACAACCACCAUUAUCACAAUUCACAACAAGGCAUAAUAACAAUGGGCUCUCAUUACUGGACAAUAAUAGCUUUUGUUAGUGUCAUUUUUGCUCUUAGUAGUAAUUCAUUUGUUCUUGCCUAUGAUCCAAGCCCUCUCCAAGACUUCUGUGUUGCUGACCCCAAAGCUACAGUGUUGGUCAACGGGAGGGCAUGCAAAGACCCGAAACUCGUAACGGCGGACGAUUUCUCGACGUCGGGCUUGAACGCGUCGCAAUUCCCGGCGGCAUUUCCGGGUUCGUGGUACAGUGCAGCCAGCGUGAACACGAUACCGGGGCUGAACACGUUGGGACUGACCAUGGUCAGGAACGACUACUUACCCGGGACCGUCAUCCCGCCCCACAUCCACUCCCGGGCCACCGAGUUAGCACUAGUUCUGAAGGGCACUUUCAACUUGGGGUUCGCGGCCGUGGACCCGAAAGACCCUACGAAGAACGCAGUGUUCUCGAAAACGUGCAACGCCGGGGACGUGUUCGUGGUCCCACAAGGGUUGGUUCACUUUGGAGAGAGUUUGGGUGUUGAGAAUGGGACUACCAUUACGGUUUUCAAUAGCCAAAGCCCGGGGUUCAACUUUGUGGCGGAUCAGCUCUUUGGGAAAGAAACGGCGUCGUUUAUCUCUGAGGAUUUAUUGGCAAAAUCUUUCCGGGUGGAUAACAAAGUGAUUGAAGAAAUUAGGUCCAAAUUCUAAUGAUCUAUUGGAAUUCAAGAAGAAAGAAUGUCAAAUGCAAUGUUGUUAUUUUGGAAUUUUUUUUAUCAUUUGACAUUUUACGAUUUUCAAGUUAAUAUGAAAUAAUAUUUUAAUCAUUAACAUUUAAAUUUGUCCAUUCAUAUGCGUUACUCGGCAUAAAUACAUACUCUAAUUUAUUGAAACUACUGUACCAUACGACUUUUUAAAAUGAAAUUAGUGAUAUUAAGUUUAUUGUUCCCCAUAUCAUAACAUGGGGGAUUGAAGAAAUACUACUUUCGUCU